AUGACCAGAAGUGCUGGGACAUCAAACCUAGUGCCUUUUGAUCCUGAACUUGAAAGGACCAUUACCCGCAUCCGUCGACAACAGAGGCAAAUGGAGAACGAUCGAGAUCUUGCUUUUUCCGGUGAUGCCGAAGGCAAUGUUGACUCAACUUUCGCUCAAUACAACACACCGAAGCACACCGAGCUUAUGGCCGGUAUACGACUGCCAACCAUUGACGUGACUCGUUUUGAGCUUAACCCGGCUACCAUUCAGAUGCUUAGCAAUAAUUCCUUCCGGGGUAGGCCAAACGAAGACCCGAACGCACAUCUUACGCGUUUCAAGAUGAUGUGUCGCUCGAUCAAAAGAGAGGCCAGGGUGACGGACGAUGACCUCCGUCUACUCGCUUUUCCCUGGACUCUCAUGGAUGCUGUACUGGAAUGGCUAUACGACUUAGCCCCUGAUUCUAUCCAUACCUGGGAUCAGUUGGAGGUCCAGUUCAUGUCUAAGUUCUUUCCAACCCAUCGCACUCAAGCAGCUCUCUCCGGUAUACAUUCGUUUAAGCAGGAUCAAAGGGAGAGUUUACACGACGUUUGGAAAAGAUACAAGGGAUAUCAGAAAUCAUGCCCUCAUCAUGGACUCGACAAGAAUUAUCUGAUCAACACUUUCUUUCGAGGACUCCGCAGUGAUACCAAGACUUUGAUCCGCGCCUCCUGCGGUGGCAGCAUCCAAAACAAGUCAUUCACAGAAUUGGAACAGCACAUUAAGAUGAUGGCUCAAGAAGAAGACGUCCCGAACGAAUAUUCUCGCGAUAUACCAAAGCGAGAAGGCGACCCCAGCCUAAAGACGGUUCUUGAUCAGUUGACAGUACUUAAUGCUAAAUUUGCAAGCGCCAAUCUGAUUUCUACCACAGAUGUCCCGACAUAUCCACAGGAGGAUCAUGGUCUUUAUGCGAUUGAGGAGAGGGUUGAAGAUCUGAACUACGUGGCCAACAAUAACUACAUGGGCUCGUACAACUCAAGCUGGAGGAAUCACCCAAAUCUCUCCUACAAGUCGAACAAUGUUGAGAAUCCCACACCGAACAACUUUAGACCAUCCAACAAUCCAAACCAGAGGAUUCCACCCGGCUUUGCUUUUCAAUCCAAAGGCCCUAAUCAGAACUCCAACUACAGAGCCCCGGGACAGUCGUACAAUAAUCCUACACCUCCGGGUAAUCGCGAACAUUCUCAAGAUACAAAUGCUCUUCUUCAACAGCUCAUUCAGGCACAUGAGAAGCAGACUCAGGAAUUCCGCACUCAAUUUGCGAGUAUUGACGCCCACUUUAAGGUAGUGGACAAUCAGAUUGCCCAGCUCGCAGCAGACUCCCAAAGACCGUCCGGUGUUCUUCCAGGUAAACCUGAGACCAACUCUCGUGAACAUGUUAAUGUUAUUACUCUGCGAAAUGGUAAGCAGGUAGACUCUGGAAACUCACCGAUGGAUGAGCAAGGCGAAAGCUCGAAGACCAAAGUUUCAGAUAUUCCUGACAAUACUCCUGUACCAGUUUACGUGUCUCCUCCUCCUAGACCACCACCGAUACCAUUCCCAUCGCGUCUGAGGAAGCAUAGCGAAGAUAGUCAGUUUGCCAGAUUCGCAGAAAUGCUGAAGAAACUCGAGGUAACUAUGCCAUUCACUGAAGCUAUUUUGCAGAUUCCCUCGUAUACUAAGUUCUUGAAGGACAUCCAGACUAAGAAGAGAGUCGUUGAAAAAGAGACUAUAGCACUCACCGCCGAGUGUAGUGCUCUGAUCCAACAUGAGCUACCACCCAAGCAGUCGGAUCCAGGUAGUUUCUCAAUCCCUUGUACAUUAGGCAAUGUGUCCAUCGAUCGUGCGCUUUGUGAUCUAGGAGCAAGCGUCAGCCUUCUUCCACUCUCCAUCUUCAAGAAGCUGAAUGUGGGCGAGCUAAAACCCACCAGAAUGGCUCUCCAAUUAGCCGAUCGAUCCGUUAAAUACCCUGCUGGAAUACUCGAGGACGUGCCACUAAAAGUCGGAAAUUUCUACAUUCCGGUGGAUUUUGUGGUCCUUGACAUGGACGAAGAUUCUUAG
Molecule: messenger RNA, 2058 nt
Organism: Tarenaya hassleriana
Lineage: Eukaryota; Viridiplantae; Streptophyta; Magnoliopsida; Brassicales; Cleomaceae
Exons: 1
Coding region: 1-2058 (685 amino acids)
Source: RefSeq, a predicted model, not a curated record